AUGAGGACUGACUUCAACCGCCAUGGACCACCCAAGUUCCAAGGCGAAGUUGAACCCGAGAAAGCUGAUCUGUGGAUUCAGGAGAUGGAGAAAAUCUUUGAGGCUCUCCACACACCUGAUGCUGAGAAGGUGAACUUGGCGACCUUCAUGCUGAAGGGCGACGCUGAGUAUUGGUGUUGGAGUGCUAGACAGUUGAUGACUGCUAACCAUGUGGCUCACUUGGGAGUCUUUCAAAAGGGCUUUCAUGGAGAAGUACUUCCUAGAGACUGCCAGGGAAGACAUGGAGAAUCAAUUCCUCAACCUGAGACAGGGGUUGAUGACUGUAGGGGAGUAUGCUGCAGACUGGAGACCCUGUCAAAACACUUUCGCUUUUUCCAAGUGCAAGUGGAUGAAUCGUACCUAUGCAACCGAUUCAUGAGGGGCUUGAGGAAUGACAUUGAGGAGUCUGUGAGGCCAUUAGGAAUCAGAGUUUUCCAACAGUUGGUAGAGAAAGCUCGUGAGGUGGAGUCAAUGAAGAAUCGCCAGAGAGGAAAGUCUGAUAACGGAGGACCGAUUCGUUCUGGACAGAGGCAGACCGGAAGGUUUGAGGGAGAGAGACCAGCUGGUAGGUUUGACAAGGGCAAGGCACCGAUGAGGAAGCCUUACCAAUGUCCUGCUGAUAAGGUACCGUCUGCUGGAAGGGGUGUAGCACCUGCUCCUAAAGAUGAUGUCAUCUGUUUCAAGUGCAACCAGAAGGGGCACUAUGCGAAUGAGUGUGGUAAGGAGAUUGUAUGCUGGAAGUGUCAGAAACCAGGGCACAUUGAGAGGGACUGCCCUAAUGCUGCAAAGGCUGAGCCAGUGUUGAAUACCGCUCGCGGAAGGCGACCUACUACUCCAGGUCGUGUGUUCGCAAUGUUUGGCGAACAGGCUGCUGUGACUGACGAUCUCAUCCAAGGUACGUGUGUUAUCGCUGGAACUUCUUUAAUGGUCUUAUUUGAUUCGGGUGCUACACACUCAUUCAUUGCUGAGGAGUGUGUGAAGCGAUUAGGGUUGCUAACUGCUGAUUUACCCUUCGAUUUGGUGGUUACUACCCCUGCCGCCGAUCGAUUAGUUACGCGCACGGCAUGCUUGCAAUGUCCGUUGAUCUACGAGGAUCGGAAGUUCCUUGCGAACCUCAUUUGUUUGGGGCUUAAAGAGCUCGAUUUGAUUCUGGGAAUGGACUGGUUGGCACAGUAUCACAUUCUUUUGGAAUGUGCUAAUAAGACCGUAGUCUUCCCGGAUUCUGGCGUUACGGAUUACUUGAAUUCGUACAACUUGGGAAAGGGUUCACCAGCAUUCGUGAACUCUAUCAUAGCUGAGGCGAAGAACGACGGCGAUGUGCGCAACAUUCUGGUGGUGCAGGAAUUUGUGGAUGUGUUUCCAUAG
Messenger RNA from Lotus japonicus, 1404 nucleotides. RefSeq lists its product as uncharacterized. The transcript has a single exon. Gene Ontology annotation, molecular function: nucleic acid binding; zinc ion binding. The record is from RefSeq and is a predicted model, not a curated record. Lineage: Eukaryota; Viridiplantae; Streptophyta; Magnoliopsida; Fabales; Fabaceae. The coding region runs from base 1 to 1404 and encodes 467 amino acids.